AUGAAUUAUCUGCUUCCGACGCUAAGGAAGAAGGAAGAGAUCGAUCGGAUCAUUAGAGACACGAUCGAUAAAGUGCUUGUUCUACGAUUCGGUCGUUGCUCCGACAAUGAUUCUCUUCUGCUUGAUGACAUUCUUCAGAAAUCGGCGAGAGAUGUUUCGAAAUUCGCUACUGUAGCUUUGGUAGACGUUGAUUCGGAGGAAGUUGAGGUUUACGUUAAGUAUUUUGAUAUCACUUUAAUCCCUUCCACUGUCUUCUUCUUCAACGCGUGCCACAUGAAGUUGGAUUCUGGAACUGCGGAUCAUACCAAGUGGGUUGGUAAAUUCCAUGAAAAACAAGACUUUAUUGACGUUGUUGAGGUGAUUUUCCGAGGAGCUAUGAAAGGGCAGAUGAUUGUUCAUUGCCCGAUUCCGCCUGAGAGAAUACCAAAGUACCAACUCUUGUACAAGGAUGUGUAG
Molecule: messenger RNA, 456 nt
Organism: Arabis nemorensis
Lineage: Eukaryota; Viridiplantae; Streptophyta; Magnoliopsida; Brassicales; Brassicaceae
Source: the annotation of a GenBank genome assembly